Knipowitschia caucasica is the source of this 2637-nucleotide messenger RNA. The record is from the annotation of a GenBank genome assembly. NCBI's taxonomy places the organism in Eukaryota, Metazoa, Chordata, Actinopteri, Gobiiformes, Gobiidae.
AUGAGCCUCCCUCCUCAGCUGAGCAAGCCAGCCAAGCACAGAGCUAUGAAAGAAACGGAUGUCUUCUAUGGCAUGGGCCCUCCCACCCUGGAACCCAACCACGGAGACUUGAACACAGGUGCAUCUGGGCUUUACCACACGGAAAAAGCAGCACCAAACAUGAGUCACCACUAUCACCAGCAAACGCAGCUAAAGUGGAUGCAACCUGAGCAGGCUCCCAUCCAGGGGCCCCUGUGGAACCAGGACUUGGGCGGGUGGAGCCAAGGUCCACAGUACCCGCGAGGACAGACGUUCCGCCAAAGCAAGCCGCAGCAGGCGCAGUUCAACCCAGGCUAUUAUGCAGGGUUUGCACAAAGUAAAAGUGUGGGUUAUGAGCAAGCCAAGCCGCAAGGCAUCCUCCAGCAAAUUCAGCAGCAGAAGCAGAUGGUCAAUCCACAACAGCAGCUUCAAAUGCAACAUCUCCAGCAAAUGCAGCAGUAUCAGCAGCAGUGCAUGCAAGAGCGCCACCUGCAGCAGAGGAGCCAGCAUGGUGCACAGCAGCUGGAGCCAAACGUGGAGCUAAAGCACCAGCAGCAGCCAGAAGCAAUCUUCCAACCUCAGCGAGAGACCCAAGAGACAGAGGAGAGCGCUGAGCAGAUACAUAUGUCCUCGUCUACAGAGAUAGAAAAAGUUCCUGAAAGGACUGUGGAUCCGACUGUAGUGCCCCCAGGUGGGAAUUGUGUGGCCCAGCCCAGACGGUCCAGGCGGCUGUCCAGAGAGGGCCAGUCUCCCAGCAACGAGGCACUUCUGAACGGAACAGGACAGGACACAGCGGAGGGCUUGAGCACCGGAGGAGUGAUCCAGAGCACCCGCCGCAAAAGGAGAGCGUCUAAGGAAAUCAACCUGGAGACCUUAGCCCAGCAGGCGGCCCAGAGAGAGUCCCUGCCCGCCAAGGUCAAGGCUGACGUCCCCUCAAGCAGAACCUCUUCCAUGGCCCCUCUGGUCAUGCCUGUUUCUGUCCCCGUGCCCAGGCCUCCUCUGGAGCGAUGGAUGGGGCACAAGGCCUCGGUCAUUGUGGCCCGCAGACGCUCUCUCAGGAACUCUGUGACAGACUCCACUCAGGAUGCAGAGCUGGACUCAGGCUCAGAUGAGGACGGGGGUAAGUCCAGGACCAGGCGCCGACCUCGGCCCGAGCCACUGAUCAUCCCCCCACCACGGCCGUCCUCCUUCAUCCCGGCCUCUGUUUACUCGAGUAUCACGCCGUACCAGUCACACCUGCGCUCCCCAGUGCGCAUCACCGAGCCGCCCCUGCUUCUACCGCCCUACACACCCCCGCCUAUCCUGUCCCCGGUCAGAGGGGGGUCAGGCCUCUACUUCUCCACCUUCCUGUCCAGCAUGGCAGCCGGGACACAGGCUGCCCCCCCGCAAGCCACACCCCGGUCCUCCUCUGUCAGCCUGCUGCGCUUGUCGAGUACAGCCAGCUCAGAGGGCUCGCCUCCUCUACCCCUGGUCACUGAUGCCACCCCUGUGAGCCUGGAACCGCGAAUCAACAUCGGGCAGCAAUACCAGGCCUACAUCCCAGAGGUGCAUAGCCCUGGCACCCCACCUUCGGAGCAGCACCAGGCCGACCUGCUGUGGCGCCCCCUGGAGGAGCCCACCACAGGGGGACAGGGUAGCGUGCAGGACCUCGUGAACAUGGCCUGCUCCAGUGUGCUUUAUGGAGGAGGAACAAACCAGGAGCUUGUUCUGCACUGUCUGUUCCAGAGCGGAGGAGACAUCCUGGAGACCGUUCGGUGUUUGCUGCUCAAGGACGUGCUGUUUCCUAAAGGACACCCCCUGUGUGACUACCACUACUCUGGAUCCGACUGCUGGACUCCAGAAGAGAAACGCUACUUCAACAAGGGCAUCUCUGCAUACAGGAAGGACUUCCACAUGGUGCAAAAGCUGGUGCAGACCAAAUCUGUAGCUCAGUGUGUGGAAUUCUACUACACCUACAAGAAGCAGGUGAAGGUGGGACGCAGUGGCGCUGUGGCCUUUGGACCCCUGGACUCCCCCCUGGAUGAGGUUCUGGAGAACAAGAGCUCAGCGCAGAGCUUGGCGCACCACAGAGUGAUGCUGAAGGAGGAGGAGACGAAGUUUCAGCCGGAGCACCUCUCUGAUCCGUGCGAGCAAAACCAGGAGAGCCGGCACCAGGCAAGAGUAGCGCAGUCACUACAGGCACACAAUUAUGUGGCUUCAGUCAUGGUCCCUGAGAUGACAAGCUGCACUCCCCCACAGACCUCCCCUGCUUCCUCCAGGACCCGAUCCGAGCCUCAGGCCAAGAAAGCAAAGCCCCCCCCCAAAGCCCCAGCCGACCCCGACCAAGUCUUCCCCUGCAAGAAGUGUGGCAGAGUGUUUGGGAAAGUCAAGAGCCGCAGCGCACACAUGAAGAGCCAUGCAGAACAGGAGAAGAAGGCAGCUGCUCUCCGACUCAGGCAGCAGGAGGAGGCUCAAGGUCAGACACCGUUGCAACCAGAAGCACCUCAUGAGCCAGGGGCAAGGCUGGGGGCCCGCAGACCGGAGCCCCCGGCCCAGGCCAGGACUGCAAGGCCCUACCAGGAGGCAAGUGGAGGAGAGUCCAGCGAGGCAGAUGAUGCUUAUGAUGAAGACUGGCAUUAG